AUGACACCUUUCCUUUCAUCUGCUCCGCCCCCUGCUCACGACCACGACUACCCCCAUGCCCACCACCACGACUACCCCCCUGCCCACCACCACGACUACCCCCCUGCUCACGACCAUGACUAUCCCCCUGCCCCUGACCACGACUACCCCCCUGCCCACAACCACGACUACCCCCCUGCCCACGACCACGACUACUCCCCUGUCCACCACCAUAACUACCCCCCUGCCCACCACCAUAACUACCCCCCUGCCCACCACCAUAACUACCCCCAUGCCCACAACCAUGACUACCCCCCUGCCCACGACCACGACUACCCCCCUGCCCACCACCAUAACUACCCCCAUGCCCACGACCACGACUACCCCCCUGCCCACCACCAUAACUACCCCCAUGCCCACGACCACGACUACCCCCCUUCCCACGACCACGACUACCCUCCUGCCCACCACCAUAACUACCCCCAUGCCCACGACCAUGACUACCCCCCUGCCCACGACCACGACUACCCCCCUGCUCAUGACCACGACUACCCCCAUGCCCACCACCACGACUACCCCCCUGCCCACCACCACGACUACCCCCCUGCUCACGACCACGACUAUCCCCCUGCCCACGACCACGACUACCCCCCUGCCCACAACCACGACUACCCCCCUGCCCACAACCACGACUACCCCCCUGCCCACAACCACGACUACCCCCCUGCCCACCACCAUAACUACCCCCCUGCCCACCACCAUGACUACCCCCCUGCUCACGACCAUGACUAUCCCCCUGCCCACGACCAUGACUACCCCCCUGCCCACGACCAUGACUACCCCCCUGCCCACGACCACGACUACCCCCCUGCCCACGACCACGACUACCCCCCUGCCCACGACAACGACUACCCCCCUGCCCAAGACCACGACUACCCCCCUGCCCACGACCACGACUACCCCCCUGCCCAUGACCACGACUACCCCCCUGCCCACGACCACGACUACCCCCCUGCCCAUGACCACAACUACCCCCCUGCCCACGACCAUGACUACCCCCAUGCCCACAACCAAGAAAGCUCAACUGAAGAGACAGGUGGUGAGAGUGAAGAUGACCCCAAAGGAUCAAAAUCUGAACCUCAGAGAUCCUGCUGUUCAGGACGCCAUCUUACAAGAGGUCAGUUUCCCCCUGUUCAUGAAGAACCAACUCAGUAA
Messenger RNA from Oncorhynchus kisutch (coho salmon), 1194 nucleotides. RefSeq names its product histidine-rich glycoprotein-like. The record is from RefSeq and is a predicted model, not a curated record. The transcript is spliced from 2 exons. Bases 1 to 1194 code for a protein of 397 amino acids. NCBI's taxonomy places the organism in Eukaryota, Metazoa, Chordata, Actinopteri, Salmoniformes, Salmonidae.